Hepatospora eriocheir is the source of this 294-nucleotide messenger RNA. NCBI's taxonomy places the organism in Eukaryota, Fungi, Microsporidia, Hepatosporidae. The record is from the annotation of a GenBank genome assembly.
AUGAUUAAUAGAAUUCAUAUUGAAUUAAAGGAUGAGCGUAUUAAAAAUAUAAAUGUUUUUAUCAUAGAAGAACAUCUUGAAAAUGACGUCAUAAUUGAUGGAACAGUUAUUUUUGAUAAAUCAUAUUCAGGACAGAAUCUAUUAGAAAAAAAUGUUUUUUAUAGACCAGAGAAUUUCUCAUUAAAAACUAACGUAAUUGAAAUAAGACACUCUUUAACUAUUUCAUUUGAUAGUUUAGAAUUAGCAAUUCCUUUAAUAAUUGGAAAUUCAAAAUCUAAAUUAAAAUUUUGUUAA